ACUGUAUGAAGUUUAUGUAUGCGAUUUCCAUAUUUAUAAGUAGCUAACAACUGCCCAAAUUUUAUGGAUUUGAAUCACGCAUAUGACCCUAAAUUUUCACGUGGCCAAUUUUAACAGCUAGUACAUCCUCCAUGAAUAUUCUUUCUGCUCUCCUCCUUUUUCUGAUGAUCUUCAAUGGCCUUAAAUCUGCCGCUCAAACAUGUUCUCAGACCGCCGGAAACUUCACCGCCAACAGUACCUACGCCGCGAACAGAGCUCUCCUCUUCUCUGCCCUGUCCUCCAACAUCUCCUCAAGCUAUGGCUUCUUCAUGAACACCACAGUAGGCCGUGGCGCGGACAAAAUAUACGGAAUCGCCCUUUGCAGGGCCGAUUCAACCUCUGAAACUUGCACCAAAUGCGUCAAUACUGGAACUAAAAACCUCACAGAUGUUUGCCCGAACCAAAUGGAAGCCAUCGUUUGGGCAAGUGAGGGCUCCGUUCCGUGUAUCGUCCGGUAUUCAAACCGUUCCUUCUUCGGGGAAUUGGAGUUUUCUCCGAAACUGUUACUUGCCAGAACGGAUGUGUUCGAAGCGGAUGAAGUUGAAUCGGUUAAGAAGAUUUGGGAUCCUCACGUCUCCAGCUUAAUAGGUAAUGCUUCUCAGGGAACGAAGAUCAAGUAUGCUUCCGGCCAAACGAAUUUACAGAGCUUUCAGACAAUAUACGCGAUUACGCAGUGUACUCCAGAUCUGUCUCACUCUGAUUGUGACUCUUGUUUGACGAGAAUUGUGAGUGAUUUUCAGAGCUGUUGUGGUAAAAACAAAGGAGGCGCUUCCUAUAAUCCGAACUGUUUGUUUCGUUGGGAUCUGUAUCCCUUCUAUAACUCUUCCUUUACUCUUACUGCUCCGCCGCCUCCGCCGAUGGCUUCAUCUCCGGCGGCCCUGCUUUCUCCUCCUUCUGCCAAUUCAACGAAUUCCAAAAAUCGGAAGAGGAGAUCUGGGACUGUUGUGUAUAUUGUAGUCCCAAUUGCAAUUGCGUUAUUGGUGGUUGUUGCUGUGGUAAUUUUCAGGCGAAGGAAGCAAAAGUCAUUAGGUAUUGAAAGGCUGGUCUCAGAGACGAAGGGGAAUAACGUUGGGGCAGAGUGCCUGCAAUUCGACCUUGCCACUAUCAGAAUUGCCACUAACAGCUUCUCCGAUCACAACAAGCUCGGCGAGGGAGGAUUCGGUCCUGUUUAUAAGGGCAUGCUCAUAAAUGGGGAGGUCGUAGCUGUGAAAAGAUUGUCCAGAAACUCAAAACAAGGAGAAGAAGAAUUUAAGAAUGAAGUGAUUUGUGUUGCAAGAUUACAACAUCGAAAUCUAGCUAGACUUGUGGGAUUUUGCUUGGAAGGAACUGAAAGGCUUCUUAUAUAUGAGUUCUUUCCCAACUCAAGUCUUGAUCGUGUAGUAUUUGAUGCACAUAAGCGUGGAAGGUUGGAUUGGGAGAUGCGCCAUAAAAUAAUUGUAGGAAUAGCUAGGGGACUUGUUUAUCUUCAUGAAGAUUCUCAACUUCGGAUUGUUCACCGUGAUCUCAAAGCCAGUAACAUUCUAUUGGAUGAGAACAUGAAUCCCAAAAUAUCAGAUUUUGGAAUGGCAAGAUUAUUCGAAUCAGACGAUCAAACAGGAGACGUCACUAGUCGGAUUGUCGGCACUUAUGGCUAUAUGGCUCCAGAAUAUGCAUUCCACGGUGAAUUCUCAAUCAAAUCUGAUGUUUAUAGCUUUGGAGUUUUAUUGCUUGAGAUAAUCACUGGUCAAAUGAUUCAGAAGUUUCGUGGUGGAGAAGAAAGACAGGACCUUGUGAAUUAUGCUUGGAAAAAGUGGAGUGAAGGAACAGCAUUGGAUCUCGUUGAUCCCACAAUGUCAUUGUUUAGUAUUUCCACGAGUGAUAUAUUGAGGUGCAUCCAUAUUGCAUUAUUGUGUGUGCAAGAAAAUGUGGGAAAUAGACCAACUAUGACGUCAGUUCUUCUAAUGCUUAGUAGCACCUCAUUUAUCAUGCCAAGACCAUCAAGACCUGCAUACAUUCUUGAAUCCACGACGCAUCAACACAGAUCAUCAUCAUUGUCAGCUACCCAUAGUAAUUCACACUCAACUUCUCCUCGUUCUAAUAGCCACGUCGAAAGAAGCUCUAGGAAUGAUGUUUCUAUAUCAGAGCUAGAACCCCGAUAGCCUUACACACCUCUGGUUUGAUCAUUGUGAUAACGAACAUAGUAUGACUGAGUGUAUAAUUUGUAUAACUUUGUCUUAUUAUACAAAAAAGUGCAGAGCUAUCAGUUAUGCAUGUUCAUUGUUAUUUUCAUAUGGUGUCAUGAGCCUGAUUUUUUUUAUACCUAAACCUUGAAAACUUAUCGACCACAUGUCCACAUUUACAUCCUUUCAAGAUCUAUCACUGCAUCUUCUUCGAGUACAUGUUUUCAUUUGCACCCACUGAAGGUGACACAAUCAGACUCUAGGAGCACUCCAGCAAUGGUGACACAACCAGGCUUUAGCUCUUACGGCCCUCCUCGUAAUAUGUGAUGCGACUCCUCUUGCAUCGCCAAAUUGUAGAUUCUUUCCACAACGUUUUCCGAUCUAGGGUUUCCCCCCAUCAUGGUGAACAUUCUGGUUUUUCGGUGAUUUCCUACAUGGCGCCGUUUAUUUUUGGUGUUUUCAUUGUUCUUUGCACCAUGCAGGCGCUUUCACCUAGAUGCCAUUGACACUAACUUUUAGCUCCAUUUUUAUCCACUCAUGGCUUGUUUGCUCAACUGAUUGGGCUAUGUAUAAUUGUAUAUUAACUGGAUCAUUGGAUGUUCAUAUAUUUGACUCAAUGGAUCUUGGUCCCACUCUAUUGUUUC
This is a messenger RNA of Cuscuta epithymum, 2842 nucleotides long. NCBI's taxonomy places the organism in Eukaryota, Viridiplantae, Streptophyta, Magnoliopsida, Solanales, Convolvulaceae. The record is from the annotation of a GenBank genome assembly.